Molecule: messenger RNA, 1218 nt
Organism: Orycteropus afer afer
Lineage: Eukaryota; Metazoa; Chordata; Mammalia; Tubulidentata; Orycteropodidae
Product: gamma-aminobutyric acid type B receptor subunit 2
Biological process (GO): gamma-aminobutyric acid signaling pathway; G protein-coupled receptor signaling pathway
Cellular component (GO): G protein-coupled receptor heterodimeric complex; membrane
Molecular function (GO): G protein-coupled GABA receptor activity
Source: RefSeq, a predicted model, not a curated record
CUCCUUUGGUGCUCUGUUGGAAGCUGGGGCUGGGCGCGGGGUGCCCCCCGGCCGCCGCCCAGCAGCCCGCCGCUCUCCAUCAUGGGCCUCAUGCCGCUCACCAAGGAGGUGGCCAAGGGCAGCAUCGGGCGCGGCGUACUGCCCGCCGUGGAACUGGCCAUCGAGCAGAUCCGCAACGAGUCGCUCCUGCGCCCCUACUUUCUUGACCUGCGACUCUACGACACCGAGUGUGACAAUGCAAAAGGCUUGAAGGCCUUCUACGACGCAAUAAAAUACGGGCCGAACCACUUGAUGGUGUUUGGAGGCGUCUGUCCGUCGGUCACGUCCAUCAUCGCAGAGUCCCUCCAAGGCUGGAAUCUGGUGCAGCUUUCCUUCGCUGCGACCACGCCUGUCCUGGCUGAUAAGAAGAAAUACCCUUAUUUCUUUCGGACUGUCCCAUCAGAUAACGCGGUGAACCCGGCCAUCCUCAAGUUGCUGAAGUACUACCAGUGGAAGCGGGUGGGCACCCUGACACAGGACGUGCAGAGGUUCUCCGAGGUGAGGAACGACCUGACUGGCGUUCUUUAUGGCGAGGACAUUGAAAUCUCCGACACAGAGAGCUUCUCCAAUGAUCCCUGCACCAGUGUCAAAAAGCUUAAGGGAAAUGACGUUCGGAUCAUCCUUGGCCAGUUCGACCAGAAUAUGGCGGCAAAAGUGUUCUGUUGUGCGUACGAGGAGAACAUGUAUGGCAGCAAAUACCAGUGGAUCAUCCCAGGCUGGUACGAGCCUUCCUGGUGGGAGCAGGUACACACGGAAGCCAACUCAUCCCACUGCCUCCGUAAGAACCUGCUUGCUGCCAUGGAGGGCUACAUCGGCGUGGACUUCGAGCCUCUGAGCUCCAAGCAGAUCAAGACCAUCUCGGGAAAGACUCCACAGCAGUAUGAGAGAGAGUACAACAGUAAGCGCUCAGGCGUGGGGCCCAGCAAGUUCCACGGGUACGCCUACGAUGGCAUCUGGGUCAUCGCUAAGACGCUGCAGAGGGCCAUGGAGACGCUGCAUGCUGGCAGCCGGCACCAACGGAUCCAAGACUUCAACUACACGGACCACACGCUGGGCAGGAUCAUCCUCAACGCCAUGAACGAGACAAACUUCUUUGGAGUCACGGAUGCUUAUAGUCUCCAGAAUGGGAAUGACUGGGCAGAGAGCUACCGAGUGCAGGAAGCGUUUGCCAUCUCGUAG